Molecule: messenger RNA, 440 nt
Organism: Drosophila subpulchrella
Lineage: Eukaryota; Metazoa; Arthropoda; Insecta; Diptera; Drosophilidae
Exons: 2
Coding region: 81-407 (108 amino acids)
Source: RefSeq, a predicted model, not a curated record
GGUGGAGCCGGUGAGCCACAGGUGAGCCACAGGUGACAGACGACAGUCGACAGUCAGGCAGACGGAAUGUCUGGCGCGGCAUGGAGUGGUAUGUCAAACGUUCAUCUGCCGCAUCGGCAUCGGCAUCGGUGCCAGGCAUCUGUCUCUGUUUGGCCAACGGCCCACCCGCAAGCGGCGACCGACUCGAUGACCCAGCUAAGAAAGCCCCCUCUGUGCCCCGCCCAUGGGCAAUCCAUGGGAGCAAUGCGGCUGAUUGGAGAUUUGUUUUCUAUUUGCAAUUGAUCGAUGCUCGCCUGCCAAGCGGCAACAACAGCCACAAAAAAAAAAAGGAAAAUGUUGGCAAAAAAGUUAACGCAAAAAUUGAGCUGGACGUUGUUGGAUGGUGUCCACGUCCGGUGGGUUCGUAAAUGGCAUACCGAACUUGGGAUCAGGCCGAUGGA